CAUAUUUCAGUUCUCAAAUCUUAAUCUCAGGCUCGGCAAGAACAAAUUAGUGGGGAACAAGAAGUGGAGUACAGGGCCCAGUGGUUUUUGGUGGACUGGUAAGCUUUCUCUUCUCAAUCUUUUCUGAUUGGAUAGGUUGUCUGAGAAGAUGGCGGAGGAGAGGUCUACAAUCGCAAAAGAUGUUACUGAAUUGAUAGGGAAUACUCCGUUAGUAUAUCUCAACAACAUCGUGGAUGACUGCGUGGCCCGUAUUGCUGCCAAGCUAGAGAUGAUGGAGCCUUGCUCUAGUGUUAAGGACAGGAUUGGGUAUAGUAUGAUCUCUGAUGCAGAGGAAAAGGGCCUCAUUACACCAGGGCAGAGUGUCCUCAUUGAGCCAACUAGUGGUAACACUGGCAUUGGGUUGGCCUUCAUGGCGGCAGCUAAGGGUUAUAGGCUUAUCAUUACAAUGCCUGCUUCGAUGAGUCUUGAGAGGAGGAUCAUUCUCCGAGCUUUUGGAGCUGAAUUGGUCCUCACUGAUCCAGCUAGGGGCAUGAAGGGGGCUGUUCAGAAGGCAGAGGAGAUUUUGGCAAAGACACCCAAUGCUUAUUUGUUACAGCAGUUUGAAAACCCUUCCAAUCCCAAGAUUCAUUAUGAAACCACUGGACCAGAGAUCUGGAAAGGUUCAGGUGAGAAAGUCGAUGCCUUUGUUUCUGGUGUUGGUACAGGUGGUACAAUAACUGGUGCGGGGAAAUUUCUCAAAGAUCAAAACCCUAAUAUCAAGCUAUACGCUGUGGAACCAACUGAAAGUGCAGUUCUUUCUGGGGGAAAGCCUGGCCCACACAAGAUCCAGGGUAUUGGAGCUGGUUUUAUUCCUGGUGUAUUGGAAGUUGAUCUCAUUGAUGAAGUUAUUCAAAUAUCAAGCGAGGAAGCUAUUGAAACUGCAAAGCAGCUUGCAUUGAAAGAAGGUUUGCUGGUUGGGAUAUCAUCUGGUGCUGCUGCGGCUGCUGCAAUUAGGAUUGCAAAAAGACCAGAAAAUGCUGGAAAACUCAUUGUGGUGGUGUUCCCCAGCUUUGGCGAGCGUUAUCUGUCCUCUGUGCUGUUUGAGUCUGUAAGACGUGAGGCAGAGAACAUGAUUUUCGAGCCUUGAGAUGUAUCUGAGGAUUUUAGUUUUAUCUGCUUGCUGGAUCUGAAAUGGGAAGAAA
Messenger RNA from Telopea speciosissima, 1181 nucleotides. RefSeq names its product cysteine synthase. The coding region runs from base 149 to 1126 and encodes 325 amino acids. Gene Ontology annotation, cellular component: cytoplasm. Gene Ontology annotation, molecular function: cysteine synthase activity. The record is from RefSeq and is a predicted model, not a curated record. NCBI's taxonomy places the organism in Eukaryota, Viridiplantae, Streptophyta, Magnoliopsida, Proteales, Proteaceae. The transcript is spliced from 11 exons.